This is a messenger RNA of Procambarus clarkii (red swamp crayfish), 6870 nucleotides long. Its product is annotated as transmembrane protein 120 homolog. Gene Ontology annotation, cellular component: membrane. Lineage: Eukaryota; Metazoa; Arthropoda; Malacostraca; Decapoda; Cambaridae. The record is from RefSeq and is a predicted model, not a curated record.
AGGAGAGUGUUGUGUUGUGAAGGAGGGAGUCAUCGUGGAGCUGCUGGUGGUGGUGGAGCUGCUCGCCUCACACCAUGACCCUCACACUCUGACCCUCACACUCUGACUACCUCACACUCGUCACCUUACAUCAUGGAGCACAGUGCCAUUGACGCCUGCAUAGAGGAGUGGGAGACUCUCAGCAACGAGUACAGAGCACUGGAGAAAAUUCACAAGGAAUAUCGAGAAAAAUUGGAAGAUCUAACCCAGCUACAACAAAAGUGUAUCAAAGGGAUCGCGCACCAGCGAUAUAGAAUUACUAUCAUUAAACAGUCCCUUAAAAAGCUGGAUCACAGAGAUGAUCCUGACAACAGAGAAAGAAAUGCGCUGCUUCAGACUGACCUCAUUCGGCGGAAGGCUCAACUAUAUGACAUGGAGAACAACAUUCCAAAAGAGAACGGUCUCUACCUUAAGAUCAUUCUCGGCAAUAUUAAUGUUUCAAUAUUAAACAAAGAAGAAAAGUACCGGUACAAAGAUGAGUACGAGAAGUUCAAGCUUGUUAUUAAUCUUGUAGCAUUUGCCAUCUCUACCUUCAAUAUACUUACAAACAUCAGGACAGCUGAUUUGAUUCACAUGUUCCUCUUGGUGUGGUACUACUGCACGCUAACCAUCCGAGAAAGUAUUUUAAAGGUGAAUGGUUCAAGGAUCAAGGGCUGGUGGAGGGCACAUCAUUUCAUAUCGACAGUUUUGUCAGGAAUUCUUCUUAUUUGGCCUAACGGGGAAACCUACUAUGCAUUCCGUAGGCAGUUCAUGUUCUUCAAUAUGUAUAUUAGUUUUGUACAGUAUCUUUUGUUCAUGUAUCAACGUGGCUGCCUCUACAGACUCAAAGCUCUCGGGGAACGUCACAAUAUGGACAUAACUGUUGAAGGCUUUCACCACUGGAUGUGGCGGGGUCUUGGCUUCAUCAUACCUUUCCUCUUGAUAGGAUAUAUGUGGGAGCUUUAUAAUGCCUACACACUCUACCUCCUCUCCUUUGCUGACAAUGCAGAAUGGCAUGUAUCGACACUGGCCAUUCUGUUUCUCGUACUCUUUCUGGGAAACACCCUCACUACCCUAUCAGUCAUUCCUCAGAAGAUCAAGGAACGCAUGAAAUUCAAGUAUCGCUUCACUCGCCUUGAUAAGUACAUCUGGACACACAAAAAACGACGUGUGUCAUUCAGGAAUCCAGAGUCCCCUCAGCGACGUACUCCAGCUGCCCGAGCUGCUUCAUUCUCCUACAAAAGGCGAGAGGUCACGGAAGAAGACGAGGCUCUAAAUUCCCCUAUGCCACAGGAAAAGCAAUUUGAUAAGGAAAGUGAAGACCAGGCAGGUUGUGAAGAAACAGAGUUAAAUCAAAUUCUAGAUGUUGUCACUAGAGAUAUUGACUUUAUGAAGAUUGACCAAGAGAAUGACAAUGACUCCAACACUGAUGUUAAAGUGAAUGAAGAUAAGAGUGAAGAUAUUGGAGAAGUCAACACUGAUGAAGCUCCUCUCCUGCAUGAUUCAUUCAAUGAUGAAACAAAAAAGGACAAAUAAAUACCAGUUAAAAAGCAAUCAUUUUAAUAUCAAACUACAGUACUUUUGAUGAUAGAUCUCUGUACUCAUCCAUUUACCAAUAAUAUAAAAAGCAUCAAAGAUAUGCAUUAACAAAAUACUGGUUUAGGUAUAUAGCAGUACUGUACAACUACAAUUGUUAAUAAAUAUUUGAAGGAGAGUGUUUCAGAGAGUGAAGGAUGAUAAGGUACAUGUACUGUAGUUUGUACUUCCCACUUCCAAUGCCUCUGUGGCUUGUGCAAGCUCAGAAUGCAUCUUGUCCAUAUAUUCGGCAAGAUUCCAGUGUGUCUGGACUUGCCAGUUUUGUUUCCAUACAGUCCUCAGGUAUUGAUCUUGGUGUUCUUUUGUCUACUUGCCUGUCUGGUCUUCAGUAGAACUUUGGUUAUCCUGUGUAGUUGGUAGUGAAAGAUUGUGGUGCCUGUUUUGCCUCAUUAUAAAUGUGCGGUUCUUCCAGCUGUUGAUAUUCAAAAUAUUAUUCCAUGGGUCCAAAUUUUCAGGAACAUCCAUUUAAUUCAGAUAUUCUUAACAGAAAGCUGUUUAUUAAUUUUUUGCCAUGCUCUUCCUUCAGAAAUUGUUUAUAUUGUACAUACAUAUAUUAACAUGCAUAAUGUUUCCUAUAACUGAUAAGCUUUCAUAAAUCAAAUUGUGAAGUAAUGAGUGAUAAAUUACUUCUGGUCAUAAUGUUGGGUUGUACUGUAAUACUUUAAGGUGUGGGGGAGGAGUAUUGUUGAGUGUACCUUGAGUACUGUGUUAUAUUGCACGUGUGAUGCUCGGCCAGUGGGUGUUAACACGACUUUGCUGCACUAAUGAAGAAAAUGUCAUCCAAAGUUGCAAGUAUAUUUUUACCAGUUGUAAAGGUAUAAAUAAUAAUUAUAAUAUUAAAGAAGCAAUCCUUGGGUUGUAUAUUGCCAGCGUAUCGAGUAUUCUAUACUUGCGUGUUGCAAUUACUUUUUGAAAGUGUAUACUGUACUUUAUAUUCAUUAAUAUUGAUUUAUAUUUAGCUGUUGAUUUGAAAUGAACAUAAUUUUAUUCCAUGCAUUUUGUUAAGGAGUACAGAGGCAAUACUAUGCAAAGGUAUAUGGAAGAAAUAGUUUUUAUUAAGAUAUUGCCAAGUAUUAUAAAGAUUAAUUAAUACCUAAUAAGCUCUAAAUCUAUUUUUCCUCAAUAGUGGGUUAUGAAGCAUUAAUUUUUUAUAUAACUUGUCAAGAACUUUCUUAUAAAAUAAACUCGCACCCUGAUGAUUAAUAUCUAGAGAGGUGUAUUGCUCAGUAGAAAGUAUAAAUAUACAUUUUUUAAUGAGUGCCAAGGCAAAAAUGUUAUUGUUAUAGGGAAAUAAUACCUUGAAAGUUAAAACUAUUGCAGUUACACAAGUUACACUGUCUCUCUCUCUCUCACAGUUUGGGUGGUUUGUCUCGUAAAUUAUCACACACACAGUUUGGGUUGCAUGGUCUCUCCUAUACUGUUAGUAUUGUUGGUCAAUAAUGCAGCAUCAAAUACAUCUGAAGCUAAAUUUCUGCAUGUGAAGACUUACAGCCUGCACAAAGUGGGAGAUCAUCUUUGAUAGAUGAAUAUUACUCUAGUGUAGGUUUUUCUUUUUUUCUUUUUUAAUUACAACUAGGUCUACAGACAUACUACUGUAAUGAAUAUGCACAAAUAUAUUCUUAUAAUAGAUUUUUGUAUGUCUAAGUGUUUUCUUCAAAAUCUUCAUUUCUUAAGGAAAGGAGGCUUAAUAAAAAUAAGAUAGGCUUGUAGUGAUUAUUGGAAGUGUCGUCUAUCUUAAUCUAUUAUUAAAGGCUUGUCUAUUCUCUUCUUACUGUAUUUUGUCUUUAUUUAUACUCUAACUGAAGAUGCUAAAAAGCUUUGUUUACAAUGUAAUAUUUUCUUUACUUCCAUUCUUAUACUUGGACGGUGUCAUGGUGUAUUCAAGGGCUUUCUGACAAUAAAAAUUAUUUUCAUUUUACUAGGCUUUUGACUUAUUUUAUUAAGGUCUGUUGCAUGUAAUGUUACUUCUUAGGGGAUGGCAACUUUGUUAAAUGCAAAAAAAAAAAAAUUAACAUUUGGAGCAACAUGAGCACUACACAGUAGGAGAUUCUUCAUUGUGAUAUGGUGUAAAUACUUUAAAAAAUGUAGCACUGUUAAUAUUUAAUGUAUAAUUUAAUUUUGGAUCAUAGCGUGCUAGAAGAAUUACAUAAAAUCAUUGAUAAUUUUUUUGACGACAAAAAUCCGCUCAUCUUUAUAACAUUGUGGCAAUAUAUAGAUAACUUUGCAUCUCAUUUCAAGCAUUUUAAAUGUAUUAUUAUUUUUUUUUUUUUUUUUGUAAUAAUAAACAUGGCUCAUGUAUUUAAAGAUUUGUGAAAAGGAAUAUGACAACCAUUAAUGGAGGUUGUGUACUUACCAGCUAGUCAUUUUGAGUCCAUAGUAUCGAACUCGCCGCCUUUUCUUUCCAUGGUUCAUUUUUAAGAUGGAGUAUGUAUGCUAGAAAUGCAACAUUUGUUCUUAUUAUGGAGUUAAAGUAAAAAAAUAAUACAGUGUAAGUAUUUUGCUCUUAAAGUCAAUAUAUUCAACUGUUAUAAAUUUAUUAUCUUUAGAUUAUUAAUGUUCAUUAUCAAGAUACGUACUUACUUUUUUUUACUCGCAUUUAUUUCCAAAAAAUUAAUUCGCUCCCCCAUUUGUUAAACCGUACAUAUUAGCAUCUUGUCACCUUGUCCCAAGUCUGUCACCCAGUAAUCGACAGAAGAGUGUGUUAUACCAUCUGAAAGGUUUCCCUUGUUUAAAGCAAAAUGGCUGAAAUAGAAUUACUGUACCAAAAUACUCCCACCAUUCUCAAACAUAUUCUUUUGUGAAAUUCUGCAUUGUGCUUCAAAUAAUAAAGCUAAGCACAAAAAGUAGUGGAGAAUUAUGUCGGUAACUGUCAAGUAAUGAAGUAGGAAAAAAAUAUCGAUUUGGAGUGAAGUUCUGUAUUAAGAUGCGGCUUUCUUGUGAUAAGUUUACAAAUAUUGACCCAGUCUAUCUGCAAAAGUUGUAUACUGUAUAUUUAUUAAAGUACAUUUAUGCAAAUAUUUUGUUAAACAUUUGUCUGUAAAGUCAGAUAUCUUAUUCAUAUCCUCAUUAACUUGACCCCAAUUUUCAGUACUGGACUAGCUUGUAUUAUUGUCCUUUGUGAACUUGAAAUAUUUUCAUCCAGCCCUUCUCACAGGUUUAAUAAUCCUUGGGAUCCAGCAUUGGAUCACAUGGCUAGUCAUUCAUACAUGAUAAAAAAUCUGACCCCAUUUGGUACUGUACAUCACUUUGAAGUUUUACACAAUAUAAUAAGAGAAUUCAUCCAUUUCCUCAUCUUUUAUUUCACCAAUAAAUUGAAAUAAUAAUAGUAUGAAACAAUAUUUCAAAUUUGUAAUCAUUUCAGAAUUCUUGGUCUUUUAAUAUGUACAUACAUGGUCAAGUAUUUAUUACAUUUUAUCAUGACACUUAGAUUAUUCAUAUAUUAUAUUAUUAAAAUAUCCAAGUCAGACAUUGUUUAUAUGUAAUGAAAGUUUCAAUUUUUCAAGCAUACAGUAUUUUAUUUGUCAAACUGUGCAAAUAAUGUAUUUCAAAAUGUGGGAACUUUCAAACUUUUGCAACAUUUUUAUCCAUCUAAAUUAGUAUUUUGCACAAAAUUAUGCUUUACAAUACAUGCUAUACUAUGUGCACUAUAAAGGCUUGCCAACAAUGGUUCUGAGGAACAGUGCAUAUUAUUGAAUGAACUUGGUAUUCGUAAGGAUUCAACUGUUACUAAUAAUUGUUCUAAAGAGACUAAUUGUAUUAAUUUUAAACUACAUAAUGAAAGGCUGUGUUAAUCGUUUCGUCUGGUAGUUUGUCACCCGUUAUACCUGUAUACUUUAAGGGAGGAGGUUGAAGAGGGAGAGCUCCUUGCUGCCAAAAUUGUUCUUCACUAUAGAUAAUACUUAUGUUUUUCUAUUUCCAAAUUGCCAUCUUAAAUGUUAUACAAAUAAUUUUGAUUUUGUAGUAAAUUGACGUAUGACAUAGCUAUACUGGCUUAGCACAUGCUUUUGCUAAUUUCUUAUUUUUCAAGAAGGGGGUUUUAAGUUACAGUAAUAUUGGCAGCGAGGCAAUAAAUAAGUUUUGUUAAAUGUGAUGCGAUACAUUUUGACAACUCUGAGGUUUCAAGUCCUGUCCAGUGAAAAUAUUGUGUGAUUACAGUACAGUAGUAACUACUGUGAGGCUUUGUGCAGUUAUUCCCUACAUUAGAGAUGAAAUAUGAUUUGAAUAGACAAAUGUUUGCCUUUUAAUAUAGUUGACUAUUGCAACCAUGCUCUUCGUGAACAUGACCUGCAUCCUAGUACUUAAUGUACAUUGAUAAACAAGUGUUGAAUAAUCACAUUGAGUAUAAGUGAAUCCAUCAAGUUACAAUUUUCAAUCCUUGGUUAUUACUGUUAAAAGAUCCCAUCAUUGUUGAAAAGCUCGAGCUGUAUCUCUGAUAAAGUAUAUAUAUAUAAAGCAGUAAUUUACAAUGGUAAAUAAGAAAUAAAGUAUGGUUUUCUGCAUACUGUGAGCAUAGUAAACAGUAGUUGUCUGCUGUUGUGUGUGGAGGGAGAGGCAGUGUUCUCAACACCUUUUGCUCUUGUAUAUACCACACUACCUCCAAACAUUAAUUUACUAAAUUCAUUUUCUGUAAACACUUUUUUUCAAAUUUGAGUGUUGAGGUAGCGGAGUCACAUUGACAGCACCUUGAAGUGUUGAAAUGAAGACUUGCUAUUACACGAAUUACACUGAAUUUUCAUUUUUUUUUUUUUUUUUUUUUUUUUCUCUCCAAAUAAUUGAGAAUUGUUCCAUUAGGGGAAUGGUAAUGUUAAUUGUCAAGAAAAUAUAUAGUUUUAUGUUUUAGUACUGUACAGUAUGUAAUGUAAUGACGACUUGGUGACGUAUACUUCGAAGGUGAUAAAAGAUGCCAACACAUCUUCACAUUUGUGCUUACUGUAGUUAAGAGUACACAUGGCAGAGUUCAUUUUGUAAAAUUUAAAUUUAAUAAACGAUGGGAAAUGUCAAAAGGGUAUGAAAUAACCAAACACCUUUAGCAGUUUGAGAUUUGUUUAAUAAUGAUUUACCACUAAAUAUACUUUGUGAUAUGCACAUAAGGAUUCACUAAAAGUGUGAGGUGAGUUGGGUGUGCACAGGUGCAGUAGUGUGUUAUGCAAGUAUUGACCAAUUUGUUUGUGUAUAUAUAUGUUAAGAAGUGGUGUAUAUAAUGAUUAUAUAUAAUGUUUUGUAUUUCAGGGAAGUUUAAUAAAUGUGAACUGAAGA